UCGUCCUUUGUCUCAAACGCCAUAUGCAGUACUGAAGGCGGACAAGCAAUGUGAGGGUCAGAAUCAACAUCAUCCGGCAAAUAUCACUAAUAGAGCUGACAAAGCCAACACUCAAGUCAGUGUUGAGGGUGAUUUAGGUGCCAAGUUUCGCGUCUCUCUGGAUGAGUGGCUGCAGCCACUCCCUUCCUGCCAAGAGUUAGAGGUAGAAAUGCACUACCUUUUGUUAGUGCAUGAUUUUGCUUCUUUGUGUUCUUUUGAUCUUCUUUUUUCAUUUUUAUUUAUGCUUACCCCCAUUUGUUUGUUUCUUAUUUUCUGUGCCAGAUACCUUUGCACUUGAAGCCUAUAUAUGAGAAGCACAAAAAUCUCUAUGCGGCAGAGUUGAAGAAAGUUGUUACCUCUUUUGGGCAGGUCCUGCAGUCAACUUUCUGCAAGCGGUUGGGUCUCAUGUUGAUGGAAGCGCACUCCAAUGCAGUGUCAAACCAUGAGCACAGGAGUGAAGGUUUUGUCGCCCCAAGAGUCAUUGCAACAAGCAGUGUCGAGCGCACGGGAGCGGUGACUUUUGGCACCCCAACAGCCACUGCAGCAGGCAUUGCUAUCCACUCUUCCAAGUGUCCAUUAUCGGAUCCUGAUUCCCGGGCAGAAGCAGGUGCUGAUGAUCAGAACAAGGCACAACCUGGUGGUGUAGUUGCUGCUCCCAAAGUAGUGGAGACCGGUGCAUUAGCUGAGAAGGUUGGGGUGGAACCGGAACAGGGGGCGGGUCAAAGCACAAGCGUUGCUAAGCGUUCCAGGGCUGCUGCGUUGCAACAAGGUGAGAGUAGCAAUCAUUCUCAUGGGAAGGAUUGUGUGGAGCAGGAGGAAGUUAUACAUCAGGGCGGAAAGGUGACCCCCAAAGAUGCUUGCAACAUGGAUCCUUCGGGAGCUUCUGAUAAGGUUGAAACACCAGUUCUUUCCCAGGGCACGGUGCAGGCAAUGAUGGUAACUGCCUUGGAGUGGGAAGAUGGCCCAUCUUGUGCUCUUUUCUCGGAGGGGACCGAAGACUAUGAGUGGAUGAAUCAAAAAGUAGACAUACCAGUCAAGCAUGUGCAGAAUUCAAUCCCAUCAGUGCCAAACUUUGACAACACUCCUCAAGUUGAAAGGCCUAGCAACCUCCCAACCGCAACAUUUGACACAGCUCCAAAGCUCCCUAGGGCAAACGACAUUCCGGGGCCUGUGUUUGAUGUGUCCCCCAUCUCAUUCAAAAACGCUUCCUCCGAUGGACCUCAAGGUUUUUUCUUGCUUCAGAACACAAGCUCCUUUUUAUCUAAGAGUUUUCUCAGUGCGUUUCCUUUUUGCAUUCUCAUUUUUCUUUCUGUUUUUUGUGUUGUUGCAAUGUUGUGCAGUAGUAGUGGAUUUGCACGAGACAACCGAGGCGAAUGUUGAGGUCAGGGGUGAGUCCAACAGUCUUGGUAAACAGUCAAAGAAGAAAAGGGUGGCUGUCUCCCCAGACAAUGUGCCAACGAUGAAGAAGAUUAAGGUUGAUGCACACGGUGAUGCCUUACACCAUCAGUAUGUAAUGACCAGAUACAAGACAAGAAAACCAAAGAAAAACGAGCUUCUGCCCGACUUCAUUGAAAUAGAUGGCUUCCAUACAUCUCUCGAGAAUUUUCAUGCAUCUCUAAAGCCAAGAGCGGAGAUUGACAAUGAGGUCAUGACCUUAUACCUGAAGACAUUCAACUAUGAUCAGUC
Aegilops tauschii subsp. strangulata is the source of this 1725-nucleotide messenger RNA. The record is from RefSeq and is a predicted model, not a curated record. Lineage: Eukaryota; Viridiplantae; Streptophyta; Magnoliopsida; Poales; Poaceae.